Messenger RNA from Camelina sativa (false flax), 681 nucleotides. The record is from RefSeq and is a predicted model, not a curated record. Lineage: Eukaryota; Viridiplantae; Streptophyta; Magnoliopsida; Brassicales; Brassicaceae.
AUGACGAUAACGGCGGCGAUGGCGGAUCUCUUACCACCGUCUACGACGGAACAAGCCGAUGAGAAAACUGAUCACUCGAGCCGCUUUUGUCCUAUAAUAUAUGACAAUGUCGAUAAAGAAGCUGACGUUUCUUUAAACCCAAAUUAUUUCGAUGGUGUUAAUUGGAACUACUCCCCAGCCUUUUCUUAUAAAAACUUUGAUAUCGGUUCAUCGAUGGGGCCAGAACAUUAUGCGUUUGAUGCUACCUACAAUUUCCAAGAGGUUUUUGUUACUCAUGAUGGACUAACUGCGAGUGUGAUAGCCCCUAUCAUGAGCGAGCAGUUGGAGCCUCAAGAGACGGCUGUAGGCUAUGCUGCAAGAUACGAGACCGAUAAGAUGGUGGCCUCUGCUAAAGUUGAAAGCAGUGGUGAUGUACUUAUGACCUACGUUCAUAAGAUUUCAAAGAAGGUUUCACUCGCCACUGAUCUUGUGUACAAUUGCCUUUCAAGAGAUGUUAAAGCUAACGUUGGCUAUGACUGCAAUUCUAGAGUGUCUCGUGUCCAGGGAAAGAUUGACUCUAACGGUGUUGUAUCAGCACAUCUUCAAAGACAAUUAAAUGAGGGACUCAGGUGUAUUCUAUCUGCAACUUUGGAUCUUAAUAACAUGGCUCACAGGCUUGGUUUGCGCAUAACAUAUGGUUAA